AUGCGUGUCACGAAGUUCCUUCUUUUAUCCUUGACUGCCGCCUCUCCCGUUGCCUGUGCCAAUGCAGCAACGCCAGACGGGCCAUUCCAGCUCUACGCCUAUGGCGAGGAUGUGGGUGGUCUAGUUCUGUUCUCCGAUGGAGAACACGUCUACGCCGGCGAGCAUUCACUCCUAGACGAUGUCCAGGCUGCUCCUAUCAUCCUUGUGUCUCAUGACGGCCAGUGGUCUUGCUCCCCGAACACCACUGCCCUGGCCGACGAUGCACAGCCAACCUGGUCCAACCUCACCUUCGCCAUUCCCAGCACCGCCGCGCCAUCACACGAUGUUCAACUCGUCAAUGCCACAAGCAACGGAACUUCUAACCUCAUCACCGAUGGAUUCUCCUUCUACGGGGCGAUCGCUUUUGCGUCCAUGGAUGGAGGGUUGGUUUCUCUAUGGCAGGGAAUACCCUCGGAUGUUAAAGGAGUUUACUCGUUGAAAUGGAAUGACACGCAGGAAGCAAACAGUGCUAUUAUAUUUACCCUCAAGGCAACAAAGCCAUUGUCCACCUAA
Messenger RNA from Fusarium falciforme, 552 nucleotides. RefSeq lists its product as hypothetical. NCBI's taxonomy places the organism in Eukaryota, Fungi, Ascomycota, Sordariomycetes, Hypocreales, Nectriaceae. The transcript is spliced from 3 exons. The record is from RefSeq and is a predicted model, not a curated record. The coding region runs from base 1 to 552 and encodes 183 amino acids.